AGAUUCAAUAUAUUGUUUUUGAGUUUUUCACAGGUAUUCGAUAUUUUGAACCCCGAUACAGGCAUUGCAUCCAGUACUGUAGGCACCUGGGGAGGCUAUAUUGGUUCAGAGCGGGCAAAGUCUGGCGACUUUUUUUAAUUAUUAUUUGUUUAUUUUUUUAAUAUAUUCUAUGGUUUUCUGAAAUGAUCAAGCCAAGUAAAAACACUGAUCAUGCCAUUUUAAAAUAUUGUAUUUGUUAUUUAUGUAUUAAUGUUGACCAACCCAAGUGUCAACAGAAUGUGAUAUAACAAAGCCUUCGUAUACUACAUGAAUAGAGACUAGUACAGUUAGGUUGUGAGCAGUUCAUCUUAAAUUGAAGAUCUUCCUAAUCCAUAUUCGCCACAGUUUACCAUGUUGUUGUAGUUUAGCUUUCCAAACUUGAAGCCAAUGUAUCCUGCCCCCACCAUUUUUUUUAUUUUUGUGCAAUAUGCAUUGAGACUUUGGGGGAUACAGUGGGAAACACAGAUUACACUGAACAGCAGUUUUAAACCCGGAGAGGCUUGACAAUGACACAUUGGAAUCCGGACGGGCAUUCCAUAACUCCAAGGCUGUGCCAAAGAAAGAAUAACAACACAACUGAAGGCGGAAAGGACUAAUGGUCAGAGCAGCUCUGUGGAGACCUCUCAGCCCUGGUCUCGAGCACAGACUGACAUAGAGGGAGAACACAUACAAAGCGCUAUGGAUUGUUCCAACUCAGAAGCUAAAGAUGCAAAACCUGUAUCUCUUGACAUCACUGGAAAAAGAGAAAGUCAACAAAGGGACCAAACAUCUCACCAAGCGACGUCAAGCCAGCAUCCAGAAGUGCUUUUCCAAGAAGAAAACAUUGACCUUGAUGGGGAAGCAUUUGUUACGCCGCAAGAGGAUAUUUCAGAGAGCUUUAUGGAUAAACUCAAUGACCAAAUGAUGGAAAGCGUCUUGAUAUCAGAUUCGCCCAGUAACAGUGAAGAUGACCUUGGUCAGAUGGAGAGUCUGCAGGAUAUUUUGGAGCAGGAUGAAGAAAGGGAAAACUUUGGGAUAAAAGAAACUGAGAAUAAAGAAAACCACGAGGCUACUGGUGAGAAGACAAAGCUUGAAAGUUUGGAAAAACCUGAAGAAAUCACAAAGAUAACCUUAACACAUGAUGAGAAACAGGACGAGCCAAAAGAAGAGUCAAAAGUGGUUGAAACCCCUAGCCAACCAACAGUGGAUGAUUAUGAUUUAGUUAAGACUGAGCAACAAGAAUCAACAGAAUCUACGAGUUCAGGUAAACAGUCACCAAAGGAGGAAACCAUCCCGGUGUGUACUAUCUUCAGUCAAAGUAAUUUGCCUAAAAUCCAAGCCCAGUCUUUGAUGCCUGCUGGGUUUGAACCUGCAAUGGUUAAGUCACCUAGUUUUGGCAGCGGCAUUGAAACCCCUAACAAACUCCUUCCAUUAGUAUGUCAGCCAAGUCCGAGUCUCAGCAAGUUUUUUGUAGACAACGGCAAUUCUAACCCAGCAGCAGACUUCUUUGAUUCAUUUACAACCUCAUCUUCUUUCAUUUCAGUUAGCAAUCCUAACGCAAACACCCCCGAUUCCUCAAUACCAGAAGGACUGUCAUCUUUGUCCUCUCCAACUGGGGUUGCUCCCCAAGAACCUGCUACUCCUACCUUUUUCUUUGGGGGUGCCCCCCCUGAGUCACCUGUUAAGCCAUCCUCUGCUGAAAUUACACCUCAGUUUUCACAGAUACAGGCUGCAUUUGCAGGCAGCGAUGAUCCCUUUGCCACAGCCCUUAACAUUAGUGAAAUAGACAGAAGAUAUGAUGCUUGGCUCCCAUCAGAAGAAACAAGGAAGAUUUUGAUUUCUGUUGCCACUCAGCAGUACAACACAGUGUUUAUUGAGAAAAAGCAGCUGACCAUGCCCGGAUUGAGGUUUGACAACAUUCAGGGUGAUGCCGUCAGGGAUUUAAUGGUGCGUUUUUUGGGGGAGCAGGCUGCAAUGAAGAGGCAGGUUUUAACAGUUAACUCUGUGGAGCAAUCCUUUGUGGGACUAAGGCAGUUAAUUAACACAAAGAACUGGAGGGCUGCUGUUGACCUGACUGGAAGACUACUGACUGCUCACGGUCAAGGGUAUGGGAAGAGUGGGCAGCCUACCAGCCACACUACAGAUUCCCUGCAGCUCUGGUUUGUAAGGCUAGCAUUACUAACCAAAUUAAGCCUGUUUCAAAAUGCCGAGCUGGAGUUUGAACCAUUUGGAAACCUUGACCAGCCAGACCUUUACUAUGAAUAUUACCCGAAUGCAUACCCAGGACGCAGAGGUUCAAUGGUUCCAUUUUCAAUGCGGAUUUUGCAUGCUGAGCUGCCACAGUAUCUUGGAAAGGCACAAGAUUCCCUUGACCGCCUACACAGCAUGAAAAUGAUUGCCUUAAAGAUUUUGGAUAAUUUGGAGAAUGAACUAUCAGAAGAUGGAAGUAUGAUUAACAUAACACAAGAGAACAGGCAAGCUGCUAUUCAGCUGUGGAGGUCACGUCUGUGCCGGGUGAAGUACUCCAUGGCAAACUGUCUGCUACUGAUGAAGGAUUAUGUGCUAGCAGUAGAUGUGUACCACUCAAUCAUCCAGUAUGAACCAGAGCAACAACCCCAGCUUCUAAGCGGAAUUGGAAGAAUUUUCCUCCAGAUUGGUGACAUUAAAACAGCAGAGAUGUAUUUCCAGGAUAUGGAGAAAGUAUUCACAACAAAAGGAGAUGAUCCAAACCAAAGUACUUUGGUUUUAAUGAACAGGGCAUUUGUAUACCUAAGUCAGAAUAACUAUGGAGAAGCACACAGUUUGUUUUCAGAGGUUUUGAAAAUAGACCCCUCUAACCCUGUGGCAAAUAACAAUGCUGCAGUUUGCUUGCUGUAUUUGGGUAAAUUGAAAGAUUCCCUCAAGCAAUUAGAAGGAUUAGUCCAGCAAGAUCCCAAACACUACCUUCACGAGAGCGUUCUUUUUAACCUCACGACUAUGUAUGAACUGGAGUCCUCCCGCAGCAUGCAGAAAAAGCAAGCUCUGCUGGAGUCUGUUGCCUGCAGAGAGGGAGAUAGCUUUAACGUUCAGUGUCUAAAGUUGGUGUAAAGUUUGUGUGCUUACAAGAGCUUAGACUUCUGUUUCAUGGCUUUGAAAGUAGAAUGUAAAAAAUAAAUGUGUGUGUGUAUAUAAUUAACAAUCAAAGAAUUUCUACUGAUGAAAAAAUGUAUUUGAUUUGUAUUUAUGAAUAAAGACUAUACAAAGUAA
Acipenser ruthenus (sterlet) is the source of this 3264-nucleotide messenger RNA. RefSeq names its product trafficking protein particle complex subunit 12-like. NCBI's taxonomy places the organism in Eukaryota, Metazoa, Chordata, Actinopteri, Acipenseriformes, Acipenseridae. Gene Ontology annotation, molecular function: protein binding. The record is from RefSeq and is a predicted model, not a curated record. The transcript is spliced from 12 exons. Gene Ontology annotation, cellular component: TRAPP complex; Golgi apparatus. Bases 718 to 3105 code for a protein of 795 amino acids.